Molecule: messenger RNA, 1743 nt
Organism: Symbiodinium sp. CCMP2456
Lineage: Eukaryota; Dinophyceae; Suessiales; Symbiodiniaceae
Source: the annotation of a GenBank genome assembly
AUGCUUGGCAACCGGAAGCCGUGGCCGGACUGGCGCAGGAAAAGAGCGAGAGGUGGAGGCCGGCCCAAAACCGUCGAACCCCGAGUCUGCAAAGAAGAAGAAGGAGACUGGGAGGAGGAAGAGGCCGAGGACCCGGGGUCCGCCGACUGGUGGCCGCCCUUUCAGCCGCGGCAACCGCGGCCGCCACCAGGUCCUCCGCCAGAUCGAUGGGCAAGCUGGGACGAUGGAGACUGCGAGCCAGAGUCCGCGCCGUCCACACCUAGUCUGGCUUCCCAAAGCACUUCAGCGACGAGCCUGCCCGCCGCCAAGCCUGAGCUGGGCGACAGCUCUUCGAGCGAGGAUGAGCUAGGGCAGUACCUGGCCCUCCUGAACAAGGGGCCCCCGAAGCCCAAGAAGAUGCCGAAGCCGAAGCAGAGGCCGCCGGUCUCGGGCGCCUCUGUGGCCACAUCGAAGUAUCCGCCACCGAAGCGAGGCCCAACUCCAAUGGCGCCUCCAGAUGCUCCGGAGGCGCCAAAACGGCUGCGCCUCGAGGCCAAGGAGCCCGAGAAACGGACCAUCAUCCGGCCCAGCACGAAGGCGGGACCAAAACCCCUUCCCACUUCGGCGAAGGCGCCAAUGGCGCCGGCGCCUCCUGUGGUGCCGUCUCCGAUCCGACCCCCUCUGGUCUCGGCGCCAGUCCAGGUCACGCCUGCCAACAACCUUCGCAUAGGCCGUGCCAGAACGAGCGUCCCCGUCGUGCCGCCGCGUGGGCAGCCGCGACGGACGCGCGAAACCUCCACAGGGUUGAUGGUGGAUCCCCCUCCGAUUAGCGAGCUGCGAGACUCGCGGCCAUGUCCGUUUCCGGGCCCUCCGCCAGUGGAGGAUCCUCCGUAUUGGGCUCUGCAGCAGCCGCUCCUGAACUCGCAGCUUCUGCUUCCACCAUCGCACCUGCCGCUGGCUCUGCCAGCGCCGCCACCGCCUCCGCCCUUGGAUUCCCAGCCCGAGAGCCUCGCUCCAGCUCCAAUGACGGAUGCACUGGCACUUUGCGAGCCAUCCUCAGGUGACGGAAUAAUCUCAAUCGACAUCGACGAAGACGCUAUAGCUGUGGCGAACGUGCUGCAGCAGGACUCUCAGCAUGCGGAGUUUUACGAAGUUCUGAAGGAGUUUCAGCGAAAGGCCGCGCACGUUCUAAAGGGUUCGCAUGCGCCGGUCUGCAUCGAUGUCCGCCUCGGCGGCCAAAUCACCGACCUGCCGGACUUGGCACUAGGCGCGCCCUCUGCGCCCUCCAUGCCCUCCAUGCCCUCUCAGCUGGCUUUGCCCUCCGACACUGGUUCUGGUGAUUCUGGCUACUACGCGAACAAUGGCAACUGGAAGGAAGCUUUGCCUUCCUCUUUCGCGGCCGUGCGCAUUGUCAACGCUAAAGACGUCCGCUUCUCGCAGAAGUCUAUGAAGCGGCGGUUCCAGGAUGGACGCAGCCUGGAGGAGCUGAUCCAAGGCCUCAUGAGGGGUACCUACAACCCCAUGACGGAUGAGUUUCUGACGCUGACCGUUGUGGAAAAGUCCGACGCCCAGGGGAACCCUGCCCUGUACUCGAAGGACAAUCGGCGGCUCUACUGCCUCCAUGAAUAUCAAAGACGCAUAUGUGCUGAAAGGGUGCCUGUGCGGGUCCGUAUCCUCGCAUGGCAAGACGUGGUCGAUGCCUGCAAGUUUCAGAGGAACUAUGACACCGAGCAGGACGGAACUGAUAUUACGCUUCGAAACUGA